Molecule: messenger RNA, 6453 nt
Organism: Pseudogymnoascus verrucosus
Lineage: Eukaryota; Fungi; Ascomycota; Leotiomycetes; Thelebolales; Thelebolaceae
Exons: 7
Coding region: 388-6453 (2021 amino acids)
Cellular component (GO): nucleus
Molecular function (GO): DNA binding; ATP hydrolysis activity; protein binding
Source: RefSeq, a predicted model, not a curated record
GUCUUCCAGAGCGGUGACUUUCGUUAUCACGAACUUCCCAAAACUUUUUGGAGAAAGUUUGACCCGAGAUAAUUGACACCUAAUAUUUCAGGUCAAACUUUAAUUUUAGUGGGGCUGAUCGUGAAGCUCGGACAUCUCGCGACAAGACGCGGUCUUCAAGAGGAACCACUUUGGUUGAAUUUCGAACAUUGUCGGCCAUAGAAGGACAAUACUCUCAGAAAAACACCUUUGCCAAAGUCAGCCGAGACAUGCCCAUUGCCUGUCAUUUCUGAUUGCCGUUAUAUUCAUAAAAUCACCAUUUACGUCAUAUCCAUCACCAUAUCUUAAUUUUGAGUGACGCGAAGUUCGCGUAUAGAGGGAAGUGAAUGGGCGGACUCAGGUCGUGAAAUGGCAGCGGUGACUGCCAGAACAAUGGUGGAUACUAAUGAAAGGAAGAAAACUAUUCAUCCCUUUUUUGGCAAAUCGAACUCUUCAAAUCCAGCUUCAACUCCGCCGAGCGACCUGCCACAUACUGCACGACCAGGCACCGCCGAACCAAGCACACAUACUCCACCGUCAGCAUCAUUAGACCAUGUGCACGACAAUGUGUGGCCUACACCCCUUGAACCUCGCCCAAGGCAGUCUGAAGGGGCUGUUUUACCAACCACCGUACAUCAAAAUAGUGAAGGUAUGGAGACAGAUCUAAACGAAUCACGUCGGAAGAGACGGAAGACGACACCGCCAGAGGACAAUAGUGACCGGAAUUAUUAUCCCAAGCUCGAAAACUCAGCGACCCCAAGAGAUUUGAACGGCGGCAUCCUCCCACCAUAUUAUGGAGUGCUGGGAGGGGCGGUUGAGAAUAAUGGCAACGUUCCUAGGGGAUUGGGCUUCGAAAACGCUCAUGGAGCACCAUUUCUGACCCAUGGUUUUGAGGGCCGGGCGGAUUACAACCUGAAUACAUUGGAGGCUGUUAGGCCCAAUACUAUAAACACCAUGUCGAAAGGAGAGCAAGCCACUUUGGAGCCGGUCGGAAAGCCAAUGGAUCCUAUUUUAUGCAACGAAAAGCCGAAGAAAAUACUUCAUUUCAACAUAAAAACAGGCACAAUUGGCUCUCCACCCAAGCGAUCCAUCAAGGACCAGGCCCCUUCAAAGGGCCGCAAAAACCGCAAAUCGCUAGUUAUUACAUUGAAAUACGGAUCGGAUACAGGCAGCCGGUUGAGCGUAGGGAACAAGAUCGACCACAUAUUGAGCACUACCAAACCAGUACAGGGACCCCCGAAACAGAAACUUGAGGUCGAAACUCGUCCUGUGAAAGCCAACACAACCAAAUCCCCACACCCGUUUUUCCUCGGCAAAACCGCCAUGAAGCCCAAUAGGAGCGGUAGCAACAAUACUUCUGCCGAACCUGCUGCAUCUGCUCCCCAGCAAGCAGCCUUGUUUCGAGCGCCAGCCACAGGCCGACUACUUCCCACUCCCAGCGGCCCACCUCCCAACUCCAGUUCUUUCGCCGCGUUCGGAAACUCCAAUAGUCUCAUGAAGUUCCCAGGGGCAGUCGAACCGAUAUGGCCACCUAGCGGGAUGACCCAUAUCAGAGGUCUAGAGAAUGACCCUUCGCCGACUCCAAUGGGAGAACCGUCGACGUUGCUCAAAUCCGAAAACCACAAAUCUAAAUAUACGGCUAGUGAGGCCACCGCCAACGAAGAUAUUCUGAAUGUUAUAGCCGCCAAGCUCGAAAUAAACGCUGUGCGAAAAGAGCUGAAGGACCUUAGCGCCAAUCACUUCAAUGCACCGGAUAGAUGCCUUCGUGUGCCGGAACGCCACUUCGAAUCGGGGUACAAACUUCAGCGACGUAUCAGGCCGCAGUUAAAAUCUGCUGUGACAUCAGGACGCUUCACAGACGAUUAUAGUGAGGAUGAACUUAGCAGGGACAGCCUGGGCUCUUCUCCUCACCCAGUGAUAAAUAAGCUAUUUGGCAGCAUACCCACAACUCUAAGCGCCUUUGACAAAUCACAAUAUCAGACUCAGUCAUGGAUACACAAAUAUGCGCCACAUUCAGCAGCAGAGGUUUUGCAAAAUGGAAGAGAGGCUUUCAUACUGAAAGAAUGGCUACAAUCUCUGACUGUUAUUGCUGUUGAUACGAAAGUAGCUGACUCUAGCAAUACUCGAGCCUCGCCUGGACCUGUAAAGGCGGAAAAAGACGGUGGAGGCAAGAAGAAGCGGAAGUCAAAGAAGCUGGAAGAUUUCAUUGUGUCUAGCGACGAUGAAGCCAACGAUAUGGAUGAAGUAUCCGAGUCCGACGAGGAAUCUCCACGAGGUGGCCUUGGUAGGCCGAAGAAAACUGUUAUUCGGCACGGUGAUCUGAAGUCGAUGAACUCAAAGCAGCCCAACAAGCUCUUAAACGCAGUUGUGAUAAGCGGACCAAAUGGGUGUGGCAAGACUGCCGCUGUUUACGCUGUGGCGAAGGAACUUGGUUUCGAAGUAUUUGAGAUCAACUCUAGCAGUCGAAGAAGCGGCAAAGAUAUCCUUGAGAAGGUUGGAGAUAUGACAAGGAACCACUUAGUGCAGCAAACGCAAGAGCAGAAAUUGGACGAUUGUGAAGACCUCCAACGCGCUUCGGAUGCUCUUGAUGCUGAUCUGAAGAGCGGCCGGCAAGUGACAAUGAAGACCUUUUUCAAAUCUACUGCAAGAAAAGCAAAAGAGCCAAAAGCAAAAAAAGGAAAGCCAGACUCAGAGACUGCUUCGCAUUCAACAGAUCCAACUCCAGCAAAAAAGCCAAAGCAACAGAAGCAGUCGCUGAUUCUCCUUGAAGAGGUCGAUAUUCUUUUUGAGGAAGAUAAGCAGUUCUGGGCGACAGUCCUGACCUUAAUAUCACAGUCCAAGCGACCAAUUAUCAUGACUUGCAACGACGAGUCUCUUGUUUUGAACCAACUUUUGCCAUUGCACGCCAUAAUUCGGUUCGCACCACCCUCAGUUGAUCUUGCAGUUGAUUACAUGCUACUGGUGGCUGCAAACGAAGGCCAUGCCCUGAAGCGGCCAGCAGUCACAGCCUUGUAUAAAGCGCAGAAGUUCGAUCUUCGAGCUACAAUGACAGAUCUCGAAUUUUGGUGCCAGAUUGGUGUAGGUGACCAAAGGGGUGGAUUUGAUUGGUUUUACCCCCGUCUGCCGGCUGGCAUAGAUAAAGAUUCUCAUGGCAACACUGUCAGGGUUGUGAGCGAGGACACUUAUAGGAAUGGUAUGGGCUGGUUAGGACGAGAUUCGUUGUGCGAUCCGUCCGGCAUCAAUGAUAUCGAGGAGGAGAUCAUCAAGCAAACGUGGAAUGGAUGGGAACUCGACGCUGGAGACUGGCAUACGACGCUUGACCUUAGCUCCUACGCCAGCAAACCCGUCGAGCUCUCAAAGAAAAAACGUCUCAAGGCCCUUCAAUCAUAUGACAUCUUCACCGACGCCAUGAGCGCCGCCGACCUCUGUGCUACUGGCACACUAGACUCAUCAAACUACAUCCUCCUCGACACCACCGACCCUCCAAUUAGUGCCAAAACCCUCGCCGACCUCCCCAUUGGCUCCACCUUCCUUGCCGCCACUCCUCUCUCCCCACCUCCCCUUCCACUCGUCCUAUCAGGCACCCUCAAAUCCCUUGCCCGCUCCUACGCCAACAACUCCCUCCCCCGCCCUAUUCGCACUGGCUUGUCCCCAGUCACCGAGCCCCAACUUCUCACCCACAUCACCCAGUCUCGCUCUUCCCCUCCAGGCGGCAUCUCACGCGCUCACUACAGCCUAGCGUUUGACCCCCUCGGAAUCCCCGAGAAACCGCUCUUCCCGCCGCCGCACCUCGAAGCGUCGUGCGUGGACCGCCCCAUGGCGCUACUCGCUACGGAUAUCGCGCCGUAUGUGCGCGGUAUUGUGGCGUGCGAUGCGAGGGCGGCGCGGGAACGAGUUAAGGCGGGCAAUCUGCUCGAAACCGUUCAUGGAUACUUGGAGAGGACUCGGGCAGUGUUGGAAUCUCUAGCAAGCUCUAAAUCUGCCCUGCCAUCUCCCGACUUGAGCCAUGUUCAUUCAGUGGUCAAAAGCCUCGAGGGUGAAGUUGGGGAGCUGGCUAGGAUGAUUGAGGCGGUAGUACGGCAGAUGCUGAGUGCAGACUCAAGACGCCGCAAGAUCAUGCCCGCUCUUAAGUGGCGCCAUCACCGGCGGGACAUAAUUCGACGGCGGGAUAAAGUGCGUCAAAUAAGAACGGCUCUAGCUGAGGCAGUGAUGCUUCUACAACCAGAUCAAAGUCUGCAGCAAGCAGCGCUCGUGUUGGAGAUUAAAGAGGUUUCUGAACUGGGGUUUGAUAAGAUCAACAAACUCCUCGACCAAGCCACAAAGAGUUUCCAAGAGGCUAUCAAUAAAAUUUCGCAGCAAGUUGCUGAAGGACCUGCAAUAUCACAGACAAAUAUUUCCGUGAGGCAGCAUACGGAAUCUUCUAUAGCAGUCUUGCAGGUCCUCAAAGAGGCAUCGCAAGCUAAUCAUGGAGUCAGAAGCCGUUUGGAGGCAAUUAACCCAACUACAAACGUCCCGAGCCAUGUUGGCGACUACUCACUUAUUACGCAAAAAUGCAUUUCCCGGCUUAGUUCAAUAAAGCAUAUAAUGUCUCAGAAGCUAGAGCAACUUGAAGAACUCCAGCCGUCCCAAACCACGUUUGGAGACACUGAGAUUCACACGAAUAUACAGUCGAUACUCAAAGAGUACGAAUACGACGCAGCUAGACUACAGGAGGCAGUUGAUCAUCUGUCCAUCCAAAAACCACCCCAUCUAUCAUUAGCUGCGGUAUCAAGCCCGACGACAGCACAGUCUCUAGGACUUGGCCAAGUUACCAGUUCUUCGAAUGAGGACGAAGAAAUCUCGCCGCGGGAAAAACCUAAGCACGAUGACAGGAUGGCGAACUUGUCACGUAAUCCUGAAACAACGCUUCUGCAAGUUCAAGCAACACUUAAUAGACUCUGUCCAAAGACUUGUAGAUGCGACUGCCACAAAAUGGGCAAUAUGAAAACCCCAGGACUUGUUUCUAGCAUCGUCGGACAGUUUCUCAUUAGCUAUAACUCCUACCCCAUCUGGUUUCCUCGCGUUUGCAGCCACCCAAGCUGCUUAAAUCACUCACAAAGCUCGAUUCGUCUAAACUAUAUUUUUCCACAAUGGAUCAUCCGAAGGGCUGUAUCUUUCUCCGUCUCCUGGAAAAACAGCUUAGAUAGCCAAGGAGCGUCAAUGCACCUCAAGGUUCCAAGGGUGAUACCAGAGACUCAUGAUGUCUGGGCAGCCAUUACCAACAACAACAUAUCGCGCUUGCAGUACUUGUUCGCGCAGAAGGAAGUAUUGCCCACAGAUAUCUCUCAGAGGGGAGAGUCUUUACUCUUGGCUGCGUUAAGAUAUUACAAAUGUUGGCCAACGGCACGGUUUCUUAUUGAUUUUCCUCACGACUCCAUACAUCUUGAUGACACUGGAUCUUCUCCCCAUGCUAUGGCUAAGUGGCGACUUGUAGUGGAUGAAAAGGAUCUCCACGAAGAUGCCGCACACAUCUAUCAUCGAAUAAUCGACCAGAGCGAGGAGUAUUCACAUACAACAGUUCUGCACGAUGCGGUACUUGGAUAUCAAAACAUGAGCCUAACAACAGCUCUUGAGCUUGACCCCUCAUCUAUUAACAUGAUCGACGACUGCGGAUGCACUCCGUUGCACUGGGCUGCCUGGAAAAACGACAUCAGCGCUGUUCGUCUCCUUCUCUCUUGGAAAGCCGACCUAGACCUGAGAGACUUCGAAGGCAGGACUGCCCUGUCAAUUGCUGUCGCCGCCACAAAGCUGCAGUGUGCUGAAAUACUGAUAGAAGCUGGGACAGAUGUUAACGCUAAGGAUAAGUGGAACUGGACACCGUUGUUCCUAGCUACUCGCGAGCAGUCUGUGGAGAUGGUGAAGCUAUUGCUGAGCAAUGGAGCCAACCCGCAAGCGAUGGAUGAUGAUAAAGACACAGCUCUCAGCUCCCCAAUCUACGCUCGGAGCGUGGUAGAAAACACCGUUCUGGUGAAGAUGUAUGCCGAACUCGUCAGCGCUGGCGGCGAUAUGGAUUUUCCUAAUAACGACGGGAGAACCCCAAUCAUGAAGACCAUCCGGGCGAAUAAGCCUGGGAUGUUCAGAGCCCUAUGGCUGAAUGGCGCAGGCCUCGACCUGAUUGACUUGCAUGGCCAAUCCGUUCUCCACCUGGCAGGGAUGUACUCCAAUCUUGAGAUCAUCGUAGAGCUACAGAAGGCAGAAAUAUGCGUCGACCCGAAUUUGAAGGACGAGCAGGGUCAGACAGCAGUGGAUUAUUUUCGCGAACGUACCAAUACACCGAUGCAUGCUCUGAAGGGAGAUCAGACUAAGCCGUCCGAGCAGGAGAUUUUAGAGUUUGAAGCACUCAUCGAGAAGACAAGGGCGAGGUAUGGCGAGUGGAUUUGGAGCAAGCAAGCCUAA